Messenger RNA from Belonocnema kinseyi, 723 nucleotides. RefSeq names its product DNA polymerase epsilon subunit 4-like (gene PolE4). The transcript has 2 exons. Bases 188 to 595 code for a protein of 135 amino acids. NCBI's taxonomy places the organism in Eukaryota, Metazoa, Arthropoda, Insecta, Hymenoptera, Cynipidae. Gene Ontology annotation, cellular component: nucleus; epsilon DNA polymerase complex. The record is from RefSeq and is a predicted model, not a curated record. Gene Ontology annotation, molecular function: protein heterodimerization activity.
UUUAUAACGCAUUUCAAGUUUAAGUGACGUAAAAAUUGGAGAAACUUUUAAAACUGUCGGUUUAUCUUGAGAAAAGACACGAAUACUGUAGAAAUCGAAUAAGAAGUGGAAAUUUGUUAGUAAAAAAAAGUUUUAAGAAGACUGUUUGCGCGCCAAAAGUUCAUUCCAAUUUUCCAAAAGGUCAAAUAUGGACCUCGAGGAAGAUAAAAGUGAAAAUGAAUUAAAUGGAGGCAAUAUUAUCAGUGCGGGAGAAAAUAAUCAUGAUUCCCAAGAAGAAGCAGAUACAAUGCCGGAUUCAGUACCGGAUUCAGUGCCUGAUUCAGUGCCCCAUGUUGAGGAAGAACAAAAAGAAAAGUUGGUCCAGCUGCCUUUGGGAAGAGUUAAAUCUAUCGUGAAAAUGGAUCCAGAUGUCAAUCUUGUUACUCAGGAGGCGAUAUUUAUGAUUACUAAAAGCACUGAACUGUUUAUCGAGUCCCUCACAAAGGAAGCUUAUAAAUACACAUCCCAGUCAAAAAAGAAGACCGUUCAAAAGCAGGAUGUGCAGAGUGCCAUUGAGAAUGCGGAUGCUCUCGUAUUUCUUGAGGGAAUGAUGUAAAAAAAAAAUCGAUUUAUUUAUUGUAUAUUUUUUUUGUACUAAUCCUAAGAAUGAAUGAAUUUCUAAAAUUCCUCCUGUAAGUAUAAUAAUUACGAAUGAAAAAAAAAAAAAAUCAAUAAAUAAAAAAA